Messenger RNA from Ceratosolen solmsi marchali, 1866 nucleotides. RefSeq names its product glutamate receptor ionotropic, kainate 2-like. The record is from RefSeq and is a predicted model, not a curated record. Lineage: Eukaryota; Metazoa; Arthropoda; Insecta; Hymenoptera; Agaonidae. Gene Ontology annotation, molecular function: ligand-gated monoatomic ion channel activity. Gene Ontology annotation, cellular component: membrane. The coding region runs from base 1 to 1866 and encodes 621 amino acids. The transcript is spliced from 8 exons.
AUGCUGAUGAAUUUACAGGACGAUAGCACAUCCCUUUUUUCAACCGUGCUCACAAGUGUCACAGCCUUCGAUUGUAGUACAGAUGAUGAUAGAUUCCAGCUCUUGCGCACUCUGUCAAAAACUUUCCUGCCAAGUAAUGUACUAAACAUUAGGCAAAAUUGGAAUCGAGUUCGAGAAAUUGCUUGGGAAUUCGGUUAUGAAGGUCAGGACAUACCAGGUGACGCUCACCAACUUCUAUUAAUCUUGAAUUUGGACUGUCCAGACUCUAAGGAAUUUUUAUACAGGCUGAAUCGGGAGAUGCUGUUUGCUGCCCCAUUUAAAUGGCUUAUGGAUAUUUAUCCAGAUAGUGAGGUGAUAAUUUGGAGACAGUCAACGGGUCAAGUACUAUCGAUUUAUUGGACAGGCUCAAGUGGUCGUUACAUAAUUGAGGAUCGUGGUUAUUGGAUUUGGGAAACUAAACGAUUGGUAGUCAAAGAUAAAAAUAUUGCAUCAAGGAGACGAAAGAAUUUAGCCGGUGCUCAGCUGAAAUCCUGCAUCGUGAUAACUAAUCCUGAUACAAUCAAUCAUUUAACUGAUUACCAGGAUCGACAUAUUGAUUCCAUAACAAAAUGUAACUAUCCUUGGGUACUACAUCUAGUGAAUAUACUAAACGCUACAGUAACUUUCAAGCAAACUAAUACUUGGGGAUAUCAAAAUUCAAACGGCUCCUGGGGCGGUAUGAUCGGUAUGCUACAGCGUGACGAGAUCGACUUCGGUGGGACAGGAAGUUUUCUGGUAAAAGAGCGUAUAGGCGUUAUACAGUAUAUUGCACUAUCAACACCAACUGGAAUACGUUUCAUAUUUCGACGUCCACCACUUUCGUCAAUCUCAAAUCUUUUUAAGCUACCCUUUCGUAAUUCAGUGUGGUUCAGCAUAUGUGCUCUUAUAAUUUUACUGGUUAUACUUCAGUAUCCUGCGAUGCGAUUAGAGUGGUUUCAGUCGAUCAAUAAACAACAUGAACGCGAACCAUACCCACCUAACCUUAGUGACGAUUUGCUUGUCAUCGUAGGCGCCGUGUCUCAGCAAGGUUCCUGGUAUGAGCCUCGAUCAGUAAGUACUCGUAUAAUCGUACUAAUGAGCCUGAUGGCCGCUCUGAACUUGUAUGCAGCAUACACAGCUAAUAUCGUGGCCCUUCUUCAAUCGACUACAACAUCAAUAAAGAGUUUGAAAGAUUUAUUAGAAAGUCCUCUAACUCUUGCCGCUCACGAUAAUGUAUACAAUCGUUACUAUUUUAAGUCGUUCAAGGAUCCGGUGCGUCGUGCAAUUUUUGAAGAGCGAAUUGAGCCCCGUGGCACCCACAAAACCAAUUGGUAUGCAAUUGAAGAUGGAAUCGAACGCAUCAGACAUGGUCAAUUCGCUUUUCAUGUCGAACUCGGAUGUGCCUAUAAAAUUAUCCAAGAAACCUUUGCAGAAGAUGAGAAGUGUGGUUUUCACGAGAUUGACUAUUUCAACGUUUUCGACCCACAUUUCAUUGUCAGAAGGAGAUCACCAUAUUUAGAGCUGUUAAGGGUCGGUGGUCUACUGUUACAGGAGAGCGGACUACGUACUCGCGAGCUAACGCGGCUUUAUACGAAAAAGCCAGUGUGCAGCUCGAGCAAUCGCUUCCUGAGCGUCGGCCUUACAGAAUGCUAUGGAGCUUUUCUAACUCUCUUCUUUGGACUAUUGCUUGCCUUCGGAAUUUUUUUCACUGAGCUUCUUUACAUUCACGUGUAUGUAUAUAAAUCAUGGAUCCAGUCGUCUUGUUAUGCAUUGUUGAAAUUCCGAUCUGUACAAGAAAAAAGGAGCACGCUAUCUUGUAAACACAAUAUAAUUAAUAGUCCUUGUUAA